UUGCCGUUACAAUACCUGUGCGACACUCUUGCAACGGUUGGAUAAUCGUCGCCGUGCGGCGGAGGCUAAACGAAGAAAUAAAAAGCCUUGGAAUGUUACUACUACCUCGGCCCCUCGUCCCCCACCAGCAAAUCCUGUUCCUGCUCCCCGUGCUGCCGCUCCAGUCGCUAAUGUACCUGCUACGGAAAGUCAUCCCUCGUCCCGCCCGGGAGGUGAUGUACCAAUGGAUCUGUCUGGAGGACGUCGUCGCCCCUCCCCUGCCGAAAGAAAUGCCCGCUUAGUUGAGGGCCGAUGUUUUUAUUGUGGAGGUGUUGGACAUAUGGUUAGGGAUUGCCCCCAAGCGAGGGCAACUGGAAAUCAACCAAGAAGACCUGUGAUGAGGGGAGCAGCAUUGACGGUAGAGGAAAAUGAUGGAAGCGAUAAUGAGUCGGCAAAAGAUUUGUCCCUGCACUAA
Messenger RNA from Morchella sextelata, 454 nucleotides. RefSeq lists its product as uncharacterized. Lineage: Eukaryota; Fungi; Ascomycota; Pezizomycetes; Pezizales; Morchellaceae. Gene Ontology annotation, molecular function: zinc ion binding; nucleic acid binding. The annotation marks the transcript as partial. The record is from RefSeq and is a predicted model, not a curated record. The transcript has a single exon.